AUGAACUACAUCACAUGGCUAAUGUUCGCUCUACCACUGAUCUAUGCUGAAAAAUCUGUACUCUGCUGUUUCUGUGUACUGCUAGCGUUGUGGAUCUUCCGGGAUCCUGGCUUUUUUACAGGAUUUGGUGGUUGGUUCCCGAAAAAUUGCUACACAGACGCAACAUCAGCGAUGAUCGUUGCCGUUCUACUGUUUGCUUUGCCAAGUGAAAAACCUGACAUUUUCACGUACAAAACGAAAGAGGAGCUCAAAAAGAAGUCCCGUCUCAUGGACUGGCCCACGAUACAAAAGACAUUCCCUUGGAACGUUGUUAUGUUGCUUGGAGGCGGUUUUGCUUUGGCUCAAGGUGUCCAGAAAUCCGGCCUUUCUGAUUGCAUCGGCAACUCACUUACGGGUCUAAACCAUCUUCCUCUGUGGCUUCUACAAGCCGUCACUAUGGCCAUUGUCAUGACGGUCACGAACUUUUGCAGUAACACUGUAACUGCGACGAUAUUUGUGAACAUCGUUGCUAAACUGGUUCGUAUUCACAAUACAUUGAAAAUCAUUGGGGAAACCGUUUUAACGUACGGGGCGGGUCUGCAAUGGAAGCGAAUCCUUUUCACUCUGAUGCUCCCGACGACGAUGUCGUGCUCGUUCGCCUUGGUGUUGCCCGUCGGGACACCACCUAAUGCCAUCGUGUUCGGGUCAGGAAUGGUGAAAAGUCUCACGAUAUGGGUUACCGCUGGAGUGGUGAUUUCCCUGGAAUGUCUCUUUUUGACCGUACUCUACAUGAACAGUGCUGCGUAUAUGUUCGUGCCGUUAGCAGAAUUCCCAACAUGGGCGUCGUUCAACUCGUCCGUACCACUCUGA
Messenger RNA from Cooperia oncophora, 849 nucleotides. NCBI's taxonomy places the organism in Eukaryota, Metazoa, Nematoda, Chromadorea, Rhabditida, Trichostrongylidae. The record is from the annotation of a GenBank genome assembly.